GCUCGUUGACAGAAGCUUCGUGCUAACCAAAGGGUGCUAACGAGGAGUUAGCAUGAAGCGAGGAGCCUCCAUUCCUCUGUGACUCCACGGAUCCCACGAUGCCGCUCACACCGCUAGUGAACUGGGCGCAGCGACAUGAAGACAUCUCCCUGCGAGUGGAGCUGACCGACGCUGAGAUUAUCGAUGUCCACGUGCGGGAAAAUGUUCUUCUGUUCAGAGCCCAGGGCCAUGGUGCAAAAGGUCAAAAUGAAUACGAGUUCAGCCUCGAGUUUCUCUCACCAGUAAAGCCAGAGGUGAAAUAUAAGUCCACCCAGCGGCAGGUGAAUAUCACAGUGCUGAAAGAGCAGCGUGGCUGGUGGGAGCGACUGACCGCGCAGGAGCGUAAACCUGUUUUCCUGACACCUGACUUUGACCGCUGGCUGGAGGAGUCGGACGCAGAGAUGGAGAUCCGUGAAAAGGAGGAGAAAAAGAACAAGCUGAAGGCUGCGAGGCAUAAAGAGGAAGGGUUUGUCAGUCUGAAAACAGGAUAUCUGUUUCUAUACAACCUGGUGCAGUUUCUCGGUUUUUCAUGGAUCUUUGUAAACAUGACUGUACGCCUCUUCAUCUUUGGAGAAGAGUCUCUCUACGACACAUUCAACUCCAUAUCAGAUGUGAUGUUCUUCUGCCAGAUCCUGGCAUCAGUAGAAGUCCUCAAUGCUGCUUUUGGUGUAGUCAAAACAGGCGUUGUUCCAACUCUAAUACAGGUGGUUGGAAGGAAUUUCAUCCUCUUCAUCAUUUUUGGAAGUUUGGAGGAAAUGCACCACCAGCCAGUCGUGUUCUUUGUUUUCUACCUGUGGAGCGGCAUCGAGAUUUUCAGGUAUCCAUUUUAUAUGCUGGGCUGUUGUAAUACCGAGUGGGAAAACCUCACAUGGCUGCGGUACACAAUAUGGAUCCCACUGUACCCACUAGGUGUUCUAGCUGAAGCUGUGGCUGUCAUACAAUCCAUUCCCAUCUUUUACGAGAGCAAACUCUUCAGCAUUCCUCUGCCCAAAGCCAUCGGCACCUCCAUCAACUUCUCCUACGUCCUGUACGUUUACCUCGUCCUCAUGGUGCUGGGGCUUAUUAUCAACUCUCGUCAUCUUUACAAGCAGAGGAAGAGGCGUUUCCGUACCAAGAAGAGGAAAUCAAAUUGAGACUCGACACCAAUAACAUUCCUCAAACGCCUCGGCUGCCUGCUUAUUUCUGAAGAUAUCUUUAAAUGAUCCUAACAAACGAUGAUCCCGUCCUAUCAGGAAUGUUAUGAAGAUAUCUUCUGAUUCCCAGCUUGUUUACGAUGGAUAAAAUGACUUCCUUUAUAAUAAUGUGACAUUGUAAUGGUUAUUCAAUAUUUAAUUCUCUCUUACUGGUUGAUUUCUAAUAUGAAUUUAGUGGAAAGCUGUUGUAAGCCAUAAUCUUUGAUGUCCUAUAUUAAUGUUCUUGUAUGUUAGUGCCGUGGUAUUUUUGGUUUAAUACAUUGCAACAGACAGUGGUCAGGAAAUCCUCCCGUCAUCAUUUGGUGUUUGUAUUAAUGAAGAAAGCAAAACAAUUCUGAAGUAUUGUAUAUGUCAUUAUUCCAGAUUUCUGAUCCAUCCCACAAACCUCAGGGAAAAAGUACACUGGUGACUUUUAAUACAGAAACAGUCAUGUGUCCCUUUUGCUCAAUGCUGACUUGCUAUGAAGAAUUCUUAUUUGUAUAACUUCCUAAUUCUGCUGAUCACGUGAAAUUUAGAAAAGCAAACAUUAACAGUCACGUCUCAGGUUUCCUGUAACUGUGGCAGUUAUUCCACACUGAAUAAAAUUGAAAUUUG
Messenger RNA from Limanda limanda (common dab), 1826 nucleotides. RefSeq names its product 3-hydroxyacyl-CoA dehydratase 3 (gene hacd3). The coding region runs from base 99 to 1172 and encodes 357 amino acids. Gene Ontology annotation, cellular component: endoplasmic reticulum membrane. The transcript has 11 exons. Gene Ontology annotation, biological process: fatty acid elongation; sphingolipid biosynthetic process; very long-chain fatty acid biosynthetic process. Gene Ontology annotation, molecular function: 3-hydroxyacyl-CoA dehydratase activity. NCBI's taxonomy places the organism in Eukaryota, Metazoa, Chordata, Actinopteri, Pleuronectiformes, Pleuronectidae. The record is from RefSeq and is a predicted model, not a curated record.